Molecule: messenger RNA, 2274 nt
Organism: Ogataea haglerorum
Lineage: Eukaryota; Fungi; Ascomycota; Pichiomycetes; Pichiales; Pichiaceae
Exons: 1
Coding region: 1-2274 (757 amino acids)
Biological process (GO): regulation of DNA-templated transcription
Cellular component (GO): nucleus
Molecular function (GO): zinc ion binding; DNA-binding transcription factor activity, RNA polymerase II-specific
Source: RefSeq, a predicted model, not a curated record
AUGGAUAAACCCAAGUUCAAGAGAAACUACCUCGCAUGCUUGAACUGUCGCACCCGCAAAGUCAAGUGCGACCUGGGGUCUCUGGAGGCUCCUCAUGAUCCCCCCUGUGCCAGAUGCAAGCGUGAGCGCAAAGAGUGUGUUUUUGCCGAGAGCCGUCGCCGUGGAUCAGCAAGAACUCGCCAGGCCUCCCCUUUGGACUCGCGGCCGGCGGCCCCCAGCACGGGCGAAGCCGUUCCCAGCAAGAAUCACGCUGACGAAAGCGCAAAUACAAGCAAUUCCACCAUGGUGUUUCUGGCCCAUAUCGCGGGCAACUUCGCCAAGGCGGACGAACGCGACAAGAUCGAUGCGUACGAGCGGUUCCAGAACCUGGAAAGCAAGGUGGCCAGCCGUCCGUCGUCAGAGUCGCCGUCCAGCGAAAGACACUCUUUCUCAGAGUCUGCAGACUCGGCCAAGCUACCGUCCAGUGCGUCCACCGACUCGCUGGCAGCAGCCGUCGCAGACCCAUCGUCGCGCAAAGAAGCCUUUGGCCAUGACACCAGCUUGCACCCGCUGCUGAAACAGAGCCGGCUGCAUAUGCCUCCGGUGCGGUCGACGCUGAAAAUUCGGCCGAGGCCCACGUCCAAGCUCGAGGACAUUGAGUAUAUCGGCCCAGAUAAGGUCUUAACGAGCGAGGAAGCCACGCGACUGAUCAGGCUAUUUUUCGUCACGAUGCACCCGUUUUUCCCGUACAUUCCUGCUGAGUUGCAGGAGCCACAGGUAUUGCCUGGCUACCCUAUGCUACUGUGCUCCAUCUUGACCAUCUCGUCGCGCUACCAUCCGCUGGAAGCCCAGAACCGACACAUCGAGAUUCACGAACAGCUGUGGGUCUACUGCCAGCGGCUCAUCAGCAUGACAGUCUGGGGAGAGUCGAGCAGCAGAAGCAUCGGCACGCUGCUGUCGUUUCUGCUAUUUACGGAGUGGAAUCCGCGAGCCAUCCACUUCCGCUGGAGCGACUACGCCAAUAUGCCCGAGGACGAGGGCCAGGAAGAGUACACGGGACUGAGUGCCAUGAAACGGUCCGAGAUCAUGUCCUUCAUGCUUAUUGGUACAGCCACAAGACUGAGCUUCCUGCUGGACGAGCACCCGUUGACGUUUCUGGCAACGCACAUUUCCGAAACGCAUUCGGCAAUCAAUCUGAACAAGCGGUCGAUGCUCUCACAGACCCUGGCAGAGGUCGAUAUCAACGAUCCAAGCUUCGAUUUUACGCCAUUCCAGAAAGCCACCAUCGAACUGUUGCAGUUCACCUCGCUUUGCUAUGAAUCGCUAUACGUGAACAACCCUAAACUGGGGGUUCUUGAUAAGCACCAGAACCUCGCUGUCCUGGACAUUUUGUCUCCGCUUCUGGAAAACUGGUACAAAAAAUACCACAAGCUACUUAAACCGUCCUCGUCACAUAAUCUGCACCAAAAUUACGAGGACUGCGUUUCCGACGCAAAAGUGUACAAAGAAGUGCAUCAUCAGGUCGAGAAAGAGGCGCUCAUUUUGGAUUACUACUACGCAAAGCUGUAUCUCUACUCGCUGGCUCUGAACGACGACACAUCCAUGAAUAUCACCAAUAGCUCGAAAAAGGGCCGCAGUCUGCGAUUGGACGAGCUCGCUAAGUAUUCCAGAUACGUGGAGCUCGCAUACAAGGCGGCGAAAGAAGUGCUCGCCGUUAUGCAGCGUGUCAACAAGCUGAAACUGCUCAAGUACAUGCCAGUCAGAUGGGUGAUCCGUGUGAUCAAGGCGGUAGCCUUUAUUGUCAAGUGCUAUCUAACUCUAACGACAGAUGGGAAGGCGGACUUUUCGCAAUCAGACAAGUCCACGUGCGAAAUCAUACGGUUGAGUGUCAUACCUGUUGAGGAAAUCAUCUUGUUGCUGCAGAAAACCGCCAUUUGCUUGAGAGAUGCCGCCCCCGACGAGCUUCAUCUGUGCACACGAUACUCCACCAUUCUAAUGUAUCUGUGCUCGCAGUUCAAAACCAAAGCCGUGAAGACGCGAGCGGUUGUGGACUACGAGGACGAAAUCAACAACCAAGCGCAAAACGAGGAACAACAGCAAAACUCGUACACAGAAAACCAAGAGUAUCCACAGGCGAGCAACCUUGACCAGCAAAGUUUUGACGACUAUUUCACGAAUCCUUCGGAAACUCUGUUCAACUGGUUCUCAGACAACAACAACCCUGGACUGGACUUUGUAGACCAGUUCACCAAGGAAAUAGAGAACGAGUUCUUGAAAACCGGGCUCGCUAAAUAG